Molecule: messenger RNA, 2736 nt
Organism: Mercenaria mercenaria
Lineage: Eukaryota; Metazoa; Mollusca; Bivalvia; Venerida; Veneridae
Exons: 2
Coding region: 195-647 (150 amino acids)
Biological process (GO): neuropeptide signaling pathway; ecdysis, chitin-based cuticle
Molecular function (GO): ecdysis-triggering hormone activity
Source: RefSeq, a predicted model, not a curated record
ACUAAACGUAAAUGUUAAUAGUAAUUGCAUUCUCGUCAAUUAGUCGCCAAUCACGCGAGACGAUAUCGGAUACGAGCUAUCGAGGACUAUAGUCCGGUAUAUAAUUGAGAGUCGCGUUAUCCUCGGUCCUAUACAUUUCUGGAUUUCCAAUAAAAAUAGUACAUCUUAGAACGAACGUACUUGGAGCAUUUAAAAUGAAACAUAUAAAAGAUUUCAGGAUUCUUGGCUUUCUUGUGAUUGCCCUGAUAAAUAUGAUCCAGACAACUACACAGGCAAAGAUAGAGCCGCAAGAAGAGGAGAGUAAAGACGUAAAGUCAUGUCUUUUUGAAUGCAUGGCGUGUAGAGAAUUAUGGGGAGCUAUAUAUGAUGGACACGCAUGCGCGAGUGGAUGUUUCUUAACUCAAGGUGCAAGUAUAGACCAGGACUGCAGACUUGGAGCGAAUAUGCCGAAACGAUAUGCUGAAAUUAAAUCAACGGACCAGUGCAAGAAACAGUGCGAACUAUGUUCAAUGAAAUUUACUUCACACAAGUACGACCGAAACAAAUGUUUGGACACAUGUAGCCUUACAAACGGAAAAUCUCGAGAUGCAUCCUGCAGUAAAUACUUGACCCUAUACAAAGUUUUAGGCGCAAGUAACAAAGUAUAGAUAAUGCUUAUUUUUCUUGUUUAUUGAUACGGGGCGCGAGUCAGACAAACGUUUGGCUUUGCUUCGUAUGACAAUAAAGUUAUCUUGCAUUUUAACUGAAAUGAAAUAUUUCAUGUAUGAGAAUGUAGCCCUGGAAUUGCAAAAUACAAACGUGUUUUUAGAUAUCAUUUCAAAAUCGACAUUUAUGUAGAUAGUUAAGUACUCGAGAAAAUUUCGAUCCUUGUGCAUAAAGCAUAACAUUACAUAUUUUGUAUAAUUAUAUAUCUUUCAAACGCUUAAUUCUACGCGUUGCACAAGUGUAAUAAGAAUACAUUUCGUCUUUCGUCUACUAUUAAGUUUCCUAAAUAUGUCAAAAAUAUUUGCAUAAGAUUUCAUUCUUACUCAUUUGAAUUGUGACAGUACAUUUUUAUUUACAUGAUUUAAUCUGCUUUUGCAUGUUAAAAAGCUAUUCAGUUCGUGAAAAAGUGAUAUUACGAGUACAACUUUUCUGUUAAGUUUGUUCAGUCUUCUAACUGGUAACAAAUCUUUGGUGUGUUUGAAAUUUUGAAAACAAGCAAUUACUCAGUAUCUUUUUAAAACAAAGUCCCGAGGUCAUUUUGGAGAAAGAGUAUCGUAUCGAUUAAUUGAUUAAAUUGUGUCAUUUGUCAAAUAAUGAAAGCAGUAAAAAGUGUGUAAAACGACACUUUGUGAAGUUUUCUCAUUCCUCACUCGAGUUGUAGUGUGGAUUUAACGGCAGAGUUUCUCUCUUGCAGUUUGUCUUUUCUUCUUAUUACAAGUUUUUUAUACAAAGAUCUGUAAAGAUGAUAAUAGUUACAGAAUACUGUUAUAAUAUAUUUUCGUUUGAAUAUAAAAUAUGAACAUUUAUAUUCAAAAGCUGCGUUAAAUUUCAGAUAUUGUAUACAUUGUUGUAUUUUACACAUUUAAAAUAUGAAAUGCAAUAAUUGUAUCAAAACCUAAACAAGGUACUAUAUGCUACUCUACGUUUCUAUAACAGAAUAUUUUCGAACAUUUAUUCUUUAUUCUUCGAGUAUCAGAUUUUCAUCAUCAUAAUUCUAACGGUCUCUUGGAGUAUUAGUAACUUAUGAAUUCAAAACCUCUAAAAGAUAUUCAAUUUUAUGUAUGUUUUUCCAUUACAAAUUAUAGCCUCCUAAAAUGUGAAAGCAUUUGUUUUAAACUUUUAUAUAUAGUUAUAGAAUUACAGUUCUUUUACGUUAACUUAGAUAUCAUGGAAUAUGUUUGAUAACCCAUAUACAGAUACAGAGAAAGCCAAAUGACAGGGUUAAAACUUCAUUUUGUCCAAAAUGAGUGUAAUUUUUAUCAGAAAUAUCCACAAAAUAAGUCUAAAAAGAAUACAUAUUUUAGAAAUUCUUAAAACAUCCUAUCACAGUCUUUCGGGUUCUUUAGAAUGAUUUAUGAUAUUUUUUUUCAAGAGAAACUGUUGGAAACCAUGUUACGAACUUGAUCUAUUAAACAGUAAUAAAAGAUGUUAUGUGGAAGUAAGAGAUGGAGACUUACUUAAUUUUGUUUAUUCCAAAGAGAAGCCAAAAUUAACAAGUCUAAAAACAGAAUGGUCACUAUUAUCCGUAACGAGAAGCCAUUGAAAGCGUUAAGCCGACAGCCUAUCAUUGUAGUCGUACAAAGGAGGAUAGAUCAAUGCCUUACUUUAGCUGAAUGUUCAAAUAUAAAAUAUUUUUUUAAAAAAACACCAGUUAAUCAAAUAAGUGCAUAAUUUCAGACAGUAGCUUCUGUUUCUAUCCCAUGGUGAAUAAAAUAUCCCACUUGAUUUUGUCCGAUGGUAUUAGGUUUAAUGUCACGUCGACACGAUUGUAGGUCAAAUGGCUUCUUUUCAGCCUUUUAUGAAGAGGAAGACGCCAGUCGACCCUCCUGGAAGUACUUCAAGCAUAAUAGGCCAACUGGGUAGAACCAUAUGUUAGCUAUUUUGACUGGUUUCGUCGAGAGUCGAGUAGUUGACGGAAAAAAACAUAAAUAAACAUUUAAAGUCUUGCUGUCUUAGUGGCGUGUAUAUGUUUUGCCAACACAAAAAUGCUACAUACACAACAUGAAACAAUAAAAAUUAUUUGGUAGAAGA